GUCCUCUGGCCCCGCCCCGCCGCCUCGCGGGUCGCGCGCAGCUCGCGCCUCCGGAACUGCGGAUCCGGGUUCUGAGCGGGCUUGGGGCUGUUUCCAUUGAAUGACCAGGAAGGUUCUCAGUGCCUAGCGUUCCUGCAAAACUGCUUCUACGCAAAAGGACCGUCGAGAAAUUUCGCGUGACACCGCCAGCUGACAAACCCAGUGUCCCUGAGCCUUUCCAGUUUCUCUGGCAGGUUGAUUUUGAGGCGACAUGUCCUCCGCUUCAAUGAAAGAAUGCCUGCAGCUUCAGCUACUGGAAAUGGAAAUGCUGUUUUCUAUGUUUCCUAACCAAGGAGAAGUAAAACUUGAGGAUGUAAAUGCCCUGACGAAUAUAAAGAGAUAUUUGGAAGGCACAAGGGAGGCACUGCCACCAAAAAUUGAGUUUGAAAUUACACUCCAAAUCGAUGAGCCCAAGGUAAAAAUCGAUUUGCAAGUAACCAUGCCUCACAGCUACCCCUAUGUAGCACUGCAGCUGUUUGGACGGUCAUCUGAGCUUGACAGACAACAACAGCUUCUUCUCAACAAAGGUCUCACUUCUUACAUAGAGACUUUUGAUCCAGGUGAGCUCCGUGUAUGUGCAGCAAUCCAGUGGUUACAGGACAACAGUGCCUCUUAUUUCCUGAGCAGAAAGCUCCUGUACGAACCGUCGACACAGGCAAAGCCGGUCAAGAACACAUUCCUUCGAAUGUGGAUCUACAGCCACCAUAUAUAUCAGCAGGACCUGAGGAAAAAGAUUUUGGAUGUGGGAAAAAGGUUAGAUGUGACUGGAUUUUGCAUGACAGGAAAGCCUGGUAUAAUCUGUGUGGAGGGCUUCAAAGAGCAUUGUGAGGAAUUCUGGCACACAAUUAGGUAUCCCAAUUGGAAACACAUUUCCUGUAAGCAUGCUGAAAGUAUUGAAACCGAAGGAAAUGGGGAGGAUCUGCGUCUGUUCCAUUCUUUUGAAGAAUUACUCCUUGAGGCCCACGGUGACUAUGGAUUAAGGAAUGACUACCACAUGAAUCUGGCAAAACUAGAUCCUAACUAAUGGCAGAAGGAUCACAGUGAAGUCUCAAGAAUAAUGAAGAUGACACGUGUUCUUUGGCUGUUUACAUAUGGUUUCUUAUCUACAAGGUCUUCCACAGGUGAUGCAAACUGGCAGCUUUUGCUCAUGUGCCAGGGCAAGAGUGUUGAUAGGACCAGUGUGGAUGGCUCUGGACCAUCACCUUACUGGGGGAAAAAAAUCAAGCUCUACAAUUUGGUGAUAAGUCAGUGCCAUCUCUUCUGAAAAUUCCAAGCUCCACAGGCUUCACCAACUUUUUUCAAAAUGAGUUUAUUUUAGUGAUAACCCCUAUUAAAGUAGCACUUGCCAAACUCUUUCAUUACAAAGUAUCUACCCUUCCCCAAGAAUUUCUGGGAGUCUCACCUGUGUAAGGGGUGUCCUGAGCUGCCUCUCUAUAGCAUUUUCUGGUUUCCAUGGUCUCUCUUUGCUUACUACUGCCCUUUCUCAGGGAGCUCCCUGCUGCCUCCCAGACACCCCACUGAUGUCCGGGUCCCUUCAGGGUGACAAAGCUGGGUGCUGAGAUACAGUAACUUGGAGGGGACUGCCUCACUCCCAUUUUGUGACACAUUGUUAGAUGCCAAACAUUGCUGUGUGUGCCAGGGGACUUACAGCAUUUUCAUGAAACAGUACAUUCUGGUUUUACUCUGUCUAAGAUGUAGAUACGUGUCCAACAGGUACAUGAAAAGAUGCUCAACAUCACUAAUCAGGGAAAUGCAAAUCAAAACCAUAAUGAGAUAACACCUCACACCUGUUACAAUAGCGCUUAUCAAAAUGACAAUAAGUGUUGGCAAGGAUAUGGAGAAAAGAGAACAGUUGUGCACUUAUGGCGGGAAUGUAUACUGAUGCAACCAUUGUGGGAAACAGUAUAGAGGUCCCUAAAAAAACUAAUAAUAGAACUGCCAUAUGAUCCAGCAAUUCCACUUCUGAGUACUUAUCUGAAGAAACAUGAAAACACUAAUUCAUAAAGAUAUAUAGGCUCCAUAUAGGUUCAUUAUUUACAAUAGGCAAGACGCAGAAACAAACUAAUGUCCAACAACAGGUGAAUGGAUAAAGAAAAGUGUGUGUGUGUGUGCAUACACAUAUAUACAGAGGGUGCC
This is a messenger RNA of Rhinolophus ferrumequinum (greater horseshoe bat), 2175 nucleotides long. It is a transcript of the gene RWDD2A, whose product is annotated as RWD domain containing 2A. The coding region runs from base 251 to 1063 and encodes 270 amino acids. Gene Ontology annotation, molecular function: protein binding. The record is from RefSeq and is a predicted model, not a curated record. NCBI's taxonomy places the organism in Eukaryota, Metazoa, Chordata, Mammalia, Chiroptera, Rhinolophidae. The transcript has 4 exons.